Messenger RNA from Dioscorea cayenensis subsp. rotundata (Guinea yam), 1629 nucleotides. RefSeq names its product 5-methylthioadenosine/S-adenosylhomocysteine deaminase-like. The coding region runs from base 37 to 1464 and encodes 475 amino acids. The record is from RefSeq and is a predicted model, not a curated record. NCBI's taxonomy places the organism in Eukaryota, Viridiplantae, Streptophyta, Magnoliopsida, Dioscoreales, Dioscoreaceae. The transcript is spliced from 10 exons. Gene Ontology annotation, molecular function: hydrolase activity, acting on carbon-nitrogen (but not peptide) bonds.
GCAACCGAGCACCGCUUUCCCGUCGUCAACGCUGCCAUGGCAGCGCCCCCGCCGAGCUCUUCCUCCAUCUCCACUCCCCUUAUACUCUACAAUGGAGUCAUCGUCACCAUGGAUCCCCACUCCCGUGUCUUCCGGAACGGCGCCAUCGUCGUCUCCGGCGAUCGCAUUCACUCCAUCGGUCACUCCGAUGACAUCCUCCGUGACUUCUCCCAUCUCGCUGAUGGCUCCAUUGACCUUUGCCGCCGUAUCCUCCUCCCAGGGUUCGUCAACACGCAUGUGCACACUUCGCAGCAGCUUGGGAGAGGGAUCGCCGAUGAUGUUGACCUAAUGACGUGGUUGCACGAGCGCAUAUGGCCGUACGAGGCGAGCAUGAUGGAGAAGGACUCGUACGUGUCCACGUUGCUCUGUGGCAUUGAGCUCAUCCGCUCCGGCGUGACGUGCUUUGCAGAAGCAGGUGGGCAACAUGUAGGUGGGAUGGCAAAAGCAGUGGAGUUGCUUGGCAUCCGAGCUUGUUUAACACAAUCCACCAUGGAUUCUGGCGAGGGCCUGCCUGUGAAUUGGCGCUCACACUCCACUGAUUAUUGCAUUCAGUCUCAGAAAGAACUUCACAGAAAACAUCAUAACACGGCGGAUGGUCGCAUCAGAAUAUGGUUUGGUUUAAGACAAAUAAUGAAUGCAACUGAUGAGUUACUGCUCAAAACAAAAGAUGCUGCAGAAGAACUGAAGACAGGCAUACAUAUGCAUGUUGCAGAAAUACCUUAUGAGACUCAACAUGUGAUGAAUACUAGAAAAGUCGAACAUGGUACAGUUACAUACUUGGAAAAAAUUGGACUUCUGAGGGAAAACUUGCUGGCAGCACAUUCUGUUUGGUUGAAUGACGCAGAGAUAUGUUUCUUGUCAAAAUCGGGUACCAAAGUUUCUCAUUGUCCUGCUUCUGCAAUGCGGAUGCUUGGCUUUGCGCCAGUUAGGGAAAUGCUCGAUGCUGGUGUUUGUGUCUCACUGGGUACAGAUGGAGCGCCUUCAAAUAACAGAAUGAGCAUUGUCGACGAGAUGUAUCUAGCUUCACUUAUCAACAAAGGAAGAGAAGCUUAUAUCAGUGGAACAACCAACCCUACAGCUGUUCCUGCUGAAGUGGUAUUGAAGAUGGCAACUAUAAAUGGUGCAAAAUCAGUGCUAUGGGACAAUGAGAUUGGUUCUCUUGAAGUUGGGAAGAAGGCAGACAUGAUAAUUGUGAAUCCUUUCUCAUGGUCCAUGGUUCCUUUGCAUGAUUGCAUCUCUAGUCUUGUUUACUGCAUGCGCACAGAGAACAUUGAGUCUGUGAUGUGCAAUGGCCAAUGGAUUAUGAAGGAUCGGAAGAUUGUGAAUCUUGAUGAGGGGGAAGUUAUCUCAUUAGCUAUGCAAGCUUCCAAUGAUCUCUUGAAGAGAGCCGGGAUUAAAAUUCCAAAUAAAAUGAACUUUCUGUGAUCUCGUGAGUGACAAGCACAGUGUAUGUGGCAUUGAAUUUUUUAAUAACUUCCACUAGAUUGCAGUAGGAAAUGACGGUUUAGUGACCAUGUUGUGCAAACAGUUAAGAGAUGUAUGUAAUUAUUAUGACUUUAUCAAUUAAGAAACUCCAUAAAAAAAGUUCUA